This is a messenger RNA of Sorghum bicolor (sorghum), 2616 nucleotides long. RefSeq lists its product as uncharacterized. The transcript is spliced from 12 exons. Lineage: Eukaryota; Viridiplantae; Streptophyta; Magnoliopsida; Poales; Poaceae. The coding region runs from base 282 to 2375 and encodes 697 amino acids. The record is from RefSeq and is a predicted model, not a curated record.
UUGGCUGCUGGUGGGUAUACACAUUACACAUUGCAGGAGGGGCUUGUUGGCGCCUAGUGUGGCUUCUGCAUUCUGAAGGCACCAUUCUGCUCUCUGCUUGCAUCAUUGGGAGGGAGCUCUCUUCCUCUCUCCUUCCCACUGCUUCUCUCUCCUCCUCCCUCCUCUGCUCGAGGCUUGAGGCGCCAUUCGUUGUUCUAAGACAGGCAACAGCAAAUCGUGGGACGUCCCAAAUCGUUUCUUGGUUGGUUUCACAAGGUGUGUGUCUGAAGAAGAGAAGAGAAAUGGCGGCAGUAGAGAAGAGAGGAGGGCACGCACCCUUCAUCGUCAGAGCAGUGAAGCCCUCCAGUCCAUCAGCAAGGCAGAGGCGCUCCAAGAGUGAUUUGGACGACAGAGAAGCCAAGUGCGCACCCCGUUCUUCGCAGAAGGCAUCCAGCCAGACUAAGCUUGUACAGCAGAGCAGAAACUCCAACCCUCAGCAGAAAUGCGAAACCAAGAAGGAAAUUCAGCAGCCAAGGAGCGAGACACAGAGCUCCCUGAAGAAAGAGAUUCUGCAGCUGGAGAUGCACCUCAAGGAUCAGCAGGUGGUGCGCGGCGCACUGGAGAAAGCGCUGGGCCCUAACGACGACGACCCUGCUGCUCCUGCUCCACCCACUCUCCAACACGAGAGCCCAGCGCUAAAGCCUGCUACUCAGCUGAUAAGGGAGGUUGCGACAUUGGAGCUGGAGAUCAAGCAUUUGGAGCAGUACCUAUUAACACUCUACCGAAAAGCAUUCGAGCAGCAGCAGCAGGUGUCGACAGACGCUCGUCGGGACCGGGAGGCGGCGGCGCGCAAGCUGUCGGUGAGUUCAUCACGGCCCGACGAGACGCCCAGGGUGAAGGCCGCCCCCGUGGUCAGGGGAGGUGGAGGAGGUGACCCGACGAUGCUCCAUUACGGCAGCUGCCCUCCGCUUAGCGGUAAGGGGAGGAGGAAUAAUGGCGGUACGGUGGCGGACGACUGCUCGCCGUCGACGUGCCCCCGCAGGACGACCGCGGACUUGGUGGACACGGCCGGGCUCCGCAGCCAGUCGGCGCUGUCGUUCCGUGGCGCGUGGUCGUCGUCGUCGUCCAGGAUUUCGCCCACCGAGGACAGCCUCGCCAGGGCGCUCCGGUCCUGCCACUCCCAGCCUUUCUCCUUCCUGGAGGAAGGCGAGACGGCGCCGUCAGGGGUGGUGAGCCUGGCGGACUACCUCGGGACGAGCGUGGCGGACCACAUCCCGGAGACGCCCAACAACCUGUCGGAGGAGAUGGUGCGGUGCAUGGCCGGGGUGUACUGCAGGCUGGCCGACCCGCCGCUGCUGGCGCACCACCGUCCGUCGUCGUCGCCGUCCUCGUCGCUAUCCUCGGCGCCGAGCGUGGUCUCCCACUCCCCGCAGCAGCAGCAGCACCUCGGCGGCGACGCUGACAUGUGGAGCCCCAGCAGCUACUGCGGCCGGAAAGAAGACGGCGCCCGGCUCGACUCGAGGCUCAUCAACCCGUUCCGCGUCGAGGGGCUCAAGGAGUUCAGCGGGCCUUACAGCGCCAUGGUCGAGGUGCCCGCCAUCUCCCGCGACCGCACCAGGCUCAGGGACACCGAGGACCUUCUCCAGACGUACAAGCUGAUUCUUUACCGGAUGGAGACGGUGGAUCUGAGGAGGAUGACGGGCGAGGAGAAGCUCGCGUUCUGGAUCAACGUGCACAACGCGCUGGUGAUGCAUGCGUACCUCAAGUAUGGCGUCCCGCAGAACCAGCUGAAGAAGACAUCGCUGCUUGUCAAGGCGGAGUGCAAGAUCGCCGGGCGCGCCAUCAACGCGGCGGUGAUCCAGGGGUUGGUGCUCGGAUGCACCACGCACUGCUCCUCCGGACAUUGGCUGCGGAGUUUGCUGCACUACCCGAGGACGAAGACGAGCCGGGCGAGCAAAGCAGGGGCCGGGAGCGAGGAGUGGCGAGCCUUCGCCGUCCGGCAGCCGGAGCCUCUGCUGCGCUUUGCGCUUUGCUCCGGCAGCCACUCCGAUCCCGCGGUGCGGGUGUACUUCCCGAAGCGGCUGGCGCAGCAGCUGGAGGCGGCGCGGGAGGAGUACGUCCGGGCGACGGCGGGGGUGUGGAAGGACCACCGGGUGCUGCUGCCCAAGCUGCUGGACGCCUACGCCAGGGACGCCGGCCUCUCGCCCGACCGCCUCCUCGACGCCGUCCAGCGAUGCCUCCCGGAGACCCUGCGCACGGCCGUGCACCGGUGCCGCCACGGCGACGGCGGCGGCGGCGGCGGGAGGUCCGCCGGCAAGGUCGUCGAGUGGGUGCCCCACCGGCAGAGCUUCCGAUACCUGCUCGCCAGGGACCUCGCCUUCCCGCACCUCAGCUAGCUGGCUUAAUUAGCUGCUCGUCGUGAAGCUGAUUCCACAGUGAUUAGUUAAUUGGUCAUGUGGUGGGUGGAUGUGUUGAUAGAUUUGGUUCUAGGAUGAUGAUGAUGAUUGCGUCCAUGAUCCAUUAUUAGGCAGGGGUAUUCUUCAUCUUAAUUUGCGUGUGAGAAACUCGCUGUAAAGAGAUGACAGAGUCUGUAGAUAUAGCAACACAAAUGAAAAGAGAUGAUAAAAGUUUGUAGCA